AUGCUUGUCACCCAGAUAGUGGAGGUGAACUUCUCUGUGCUCCUUGUGGAGGUGGAGCCUGGGGUCCAGGUGAAGCUCCAGUUCUGGGGAGAAAGUGAAGCCCUCAUCAUCCUCAUCCUGGUGGUGAGCCACAAGAGUGAACUGGUGGCUGUGCGUCAGGUGAAGCUGGAGGAGGAGGAGAAGCUGGCUGCCUGUUCUGGAGAAAGUGAAGCCCUCAUCAUCCUCAUCCUGGUGGUGAGCCACAAGAGUGAACUGGUGGCUGUGCGUCAGGUGAAGCUGGAGGAGGAGGAGAAGCUGGCUGCCUCUUUGGGGACUCUCUAUGUUGAGACCUCAGCCAAAAGCAACAGUAACAUUGGAAGAGCCUGUGAGAUGCUCACCCAAGAGACCUAUGAUGCUGUGAAGAUAACGAUCAUGGGGUCAAACACAGAGUGGAAGGGAGUAAAAAACAGGGUCCCAUCUUGGGCCAAGCUUCAGGAGGCAGAGGACCAAAGCAGGGCAAGGUGGAUAUGCCUAUGCUGGUGA
Messenger RNA from Galeopterus variegatus (Sunda flying lemur), 522 nucleotides. Its product is annotated as ras-related protein Rab-39A-like. The record is from RefSeq and is a predicted model, not a curated record. NCBI's taxonomy places the organism in Eukaryota, Metazoa, Chordata, Mammalia, Dermoptera, Cynocephalidae. Gene Ontology annotation, molecular function: GTPase activity; GTP binding. Bases 1 to 522 code for a protein of 173 amino acids. The transcript is spliced from 2 exons.